This is a messenger RNA of Paramisgurnus dabryanus, 1125 nucleotides long. The record is from RefSeq and is a predicted model, not a curated record. Lineage: Eukaryota; Metazoa; Chordata; Actinopteri; Cypriniformes; Cobitidae.
UGCCGAUAGGGGCGCCGUUGAGACAGUUACUGCCAAAGUCACUCUCGUUUUGACAUUUGUUGAAACUUUCGUCUUUCUGUCAGUAGACAUGUCAAAUAACAGCGCAAACAGCAGCUUGGUGGCUUUACAGAAAACCGUCAAGCAGCUGCGACUCGAAGCAAGCAUCCGUAGGAUUAAGGUUUCUCAAGCUGCAGCGGACCUUAAAGCAUUCUGUAUUCAAAAUGCCAAUAGGGAUCCUUUACUUAUGGGAGUGCCAUCCAGUGACAACCCAUUCCGCCCCCCCAAAUCUUGUGCACUGUUCUGAGGUGGCAAGAUGAAGGGAGAUCAGGAGAAUCUUCUGAACAUUCCUUUUUUACAUGACUUUUUUCACUAGAAGGCAGAAUUUUUUCCCAAGUCCCAUUUUCUUGGCUGAAUCACUACUUUAACACUACACGCGCAAGUGACAUUAAAAUGUUUAAUUUAAAGGCACUCAUAAAAAUAUGAUUAAUGAAGAAAACCAUUUAAAUGUAUAUAACCUUAAUAUAGGUAAUGUCCAAACAAUAAUACACAUGGUAGUCCAACUUUAAGAGACACAGGGAGAAGUUAGAGUGCUCAGUUCUGUUCUUAUUUAGGGUCUUAUUUUUUAUGAAGUGACCACAAAUAUGCAACAGGUUUUCCAUGUCAAUUUGAAUAUCUUUCUUACACUGAAAUAUAUGGUUUUGUUUGUGAAGAAACACUGAAACACCUUGUUUUUGUACUGAUGCAGUUAAGCUUAUACAUGAACUGUUGUUACCACGAGUCUUAUGUAAUUAAGAUAUUUUGUAUAAACCAGUUAGCUGUAUUGAAGGAAAAAGAUAUCUCAGGUUCUUUUUGAUAAAAGAUUAAUGCUGUCUUUCUGAUGUAUCUAAACACUGCUCAGCUGAGGUACUUACAUUCAAAUGUAUUUUCUUUAUUUCCUAGGUAAAUGUUUUUGCAUCAUUUUGGAGAUUCUUAAAUGUUAGUGUUAACAUAAGAAAUAUAAUUAUACCUUUUUGUUUGUAUGUGUUGGUGAAAGGGUCCUGUUUCCGUGUUGUGUCUUUACUAUUUGUACAAGAAAUCCAAAUGAUUAAAAGCAUACCAGCUGGUCUGUUUUUGCAUAUACUCUAA